AUGAAAUUCCGUUCACUGCCCUGGUGUCUAAAUGUCGUCGCUGCCAUCGCUGCCGUCACAGGCAGCGCCAGCGCGACUACUUGGAAUAGUGGAAACCCGCUGGCCACUUCAGAUCAGCGGGAACUGGAUGCUCUUGCAAUCGAGAUCAGCGAAUCCAACAGCUUCGUGGUCCUGAAGGCGGAAGCAAAAGCGGCAUACAAAACAGCCCAUGGACUUCCUCUGAGCGAGGAAGCUUCCUCAAGUCUCGAUACAGCCAUCGACGAAUUGGCAUUCAGCGCCAUUCAGAAAGCCGUCAACACAGAUGUGUACCACCCCAAGGUCUACUGGUAUGAUUCUGCUCCACGGAAUUGGUUCGGUCUUGACGUCCCUGGCGGCCGGUAUUCCUACGAUAACCCAGACUGUAUCUACCGCACCAUUCCAAUCAGCAGCAGUCUCAGUUAUAUUGUGACAGGCUACCGUCACUCGCCGGGACCGGCCGACGUGACCUUCUCGCUCAUUAGUAACCCCAACUCUCAAAAUACCGUGGCAAGCCUCGCUGGAAGCGACCUCGUUGUCAACAGCGAUGGCUCAUAUACCAUUACCAUCAAUAGCUCGACUGCCGAUGGCACGACGAACCAUAUCCAAUCCACUUCGCUAGCCAAACAACUCUUGAUCCGCAAUAACCUUGGAGAUUGGGUAAACGAGAAGCCCGACAGCCUCUCCGUUACCCCUGUCGACGACACCUCAAACCACGCCAAUAUAACCACUACAGCGAUCGUUUUGUCAGCAUGGGACAACUUGCAAGAAUCCGUCAUAGACUAUGGCGUAGGCGCGCUUGGUCUCAAGACCUACAUCAAUGCAGUCAACACAUUCUCAAGCCCCAGUCAGUCAAGUACCCUUGGCACACUGACCAGCCAAGCGAGCUCAUUCAGCCAUUUCAACCUGAGCACCGACGAGGCCCUUGUCGCUACACUAACCGCAGGCCCGUCGGAUUACUUCGUCUUCCCGGUGACCAAUCCCUGGUCAAUAACCCUUGAUCCAGGGACCAGUCAGAACAGUCUCAAUAGCGUGCAGGCAGUCGCAAACGCCAAUGGGUCGUACACAUUCGUCGUAGCCCUGACGGAUCCAGCUGUCUAUAAUUGGGUCAAUACGACUGGGCUCCAUGAGGGUACGAUCAUGGUGCGCUGGCAGGGUCUACCUUCUUCGUCGUCGAACAACACUGUCACUAUUGACUCUCAGGUGGUCCCGCUUUCUGAGCUGUCUUCUGUUCUUCCUAGUGGAACGCAUUAUGUUACUUUGGAGGAGCGCGCAUCGCAACUUGCCCAACGUGUUGCGGGAUUUUCGCAGAGGAUAGAGACCUAG
This is a messenger RNA of Penicillium soppii, 1341 nucleotides long. RefSeq lists its product as uncharacterized. NCBI's taxonomy places the organism in Eukaryota, Fungi, Ascomycota, Eurotiomycetes, Eurotiales, Aspergillaceae. The transcript has a single exon. The coding region runs from base 1 to 1341 and encodes 446 amino acids. The record is from RefSeq and is a predicted model, not a curated record.